Molecule: messenger RNA, 488 nt
Organism: Bombus impatiens (common eastern bumble bee)
Lineage: Eukaryota; Metazoa; Arthropoda; Insecta; Hymenoptera; Apidae
Exons: 2
Coding region: 20-454 (144 amino acids)
Source: RefSeq, a predicted model, not a curated record
GUAACUAGCGCAUCUGUAUAUGGAUAGCGAGUGCGAACUCACGUUGUCAUUUUCAACAUAUACUUAUACUUUUAAUUAUUUCAAUAUACUUUUCUAUUACAAAUUUAUCCACUCGUUCUUCAAUCGGUUAACCUCGACAAUUUUUCGUUGCUCAUCUAUCACAAACAUAACGUCAUCUGGAACGCAAAUAUUUGUGUAUGUGGGACCCUACACAUCUUUCUUCUUCUUCGAUCCUAUUCACUGCAACAUGAACUGUCAGAAACAUAUGCAUUCGGACCAUCGUUUUCUCCAACUUACCAAUCCACAUACCCAAUCGAUAGACCGUGGAUUUUUACGCAGUUACUGGAAACUUAACGACGCAAAAUUGCACAGAAUGCACACGAUACAAGAGGCUAUACGAAAUACCCAAAGCAUAGGGUUUUCUAUUAGGUUGAUAAUAGAUGAUAAAGAUUAGGUUGAUAAUAGAUGAACAACAAUUUCUGUUUUAU